AUGCCCAAGAAAGAGGACGGUGCCCUUCCAACCGAGGAUGACAGAAAAGAUUCUCUCCCAGUCAGCGCCUUCACCAAACACCUCCAAACUCCAACCAUCGCCCUCCACACCGAAACCCAAUCAUACAACAUCCACCCCACCCUUCUACAGACCAAAUGUCCCAUCCUGUACGCCCUCCUCACCAACCCCAACUACGAAUGCCAGGAAUUCGGCGACCUCUAUCUCCAGCGAAACCAAGGCAUCGUGUCCGCAUUCCUAGACUGGAUAUACACCGGCACUUAUCCCCUGAACAUCGACGUCGACGACGACAGAGUCGCCACCCCCACAUCAACUGAUGACAAAGUCCCCAAGGACCAAGCCAUCACCAACUCCCUCCCCCACCAUAUCCGCGUCUACAUCUUCGCCGGCUCAUACCACAUCACUCGUCUCAAAGAUAUCGCAUUCAAACACAUCUGCUACAUAACCGAUGACUAUCAUUGGUGUGCCUCGGACUGUAUCACCACCUCCCCUCUGAUUGCGAGUGCCCGGCUAGCACUUACAUCUCUGGCCAUCGUUGAUCCCCUGACCAGUUGUAUCCUGGAAUUGAUGGCCUCGAAGAUCGAGAAGGUAAAAAUGGAAGCGGGAUUUCCGGCCCUGAUUCGGGAUUUUCCGGACUUUGCUCUGGGGUUGAUUGAUUUGCUGGGACCUUUUGAUAAGUCUGACGGUUGGUAG
Molecule: messenger RNA, 711 nt
Organism: Aspergillus sclerotioniger CBS 115572
Lineage: Eukaryota; Fungi; Ascomycota; Eurotiomycetes; Eurotiales; Aspergillaceae
Exons: 2
Coding region: 1-711 (236 amino acids)
Molecular function (GO): protein binding
Source: RefSeq, a predicted model, not a curated record